ACAUUUUUAGUAGGUCGGAUUAUAAAGCGCUUUUUUCCGCCACGCGCAGCGCCAUUUUGUGAUUGUUCGCUGACUGAUGCAACACAACAUUUAAAUUGCUUUACUUCAGUAUUUUUACUAUUUUCCUGUUGUAUUACCUCUUACGAAUAUCAAGUGACCUCAUUUAUAAUAUGAGCAACGAUGACAGUGAAUUGGUAUCAUGAUUUGUGACUUAACCUUCAAAUAUGAAGUGAAGACAACAAGUUACAUUGUUUAACUCCUGCAGCGCACUGGCUGCUAGACGUCUAAAUUGCUUAGCUACCAAUUGAUGUCUUCCAAAUGAGUUGCAUCCUGCCUGGUUAAAUAAGGAAUAAGGACCUCAAUUUAGGACCUCCAUACAUCCUAAAAAUACAUUACAAGCAUUUAAUGAUGGUGCAAUUACAGUGAGUUUCUUGAACUGUACAAUAAAUAUGUUGAGCCAAGAAAUGGAACCAGAGUUGGAUGAUGGUGAGGAUCACUGGGAACACCAGAACAUCCAAACACUGUUGAAUAUGUAUUUGCAAAACAUUGACAAGUUUAGAAAUCCUAAAAUUAGGAAAAAAAGUGUCUGGGUUGAUAUAUCGAACGCCGUAGGCAAAGGUCCUGACUGUUGCGAUAAGAAAUUCAGAAAUUUAAAACAAACUUACAUUAGAUUGCUUAAGAAGAAGAAUAGAAAUGGCACAGCCAAUGUCAAAUGGCCUUACUUUGAAAUUUUUGAAGAAAUAUACAGUGAUAAUGGUGAGUACCAGCCAGAUAUACAACAAAAAAUAGAAGAGAGUGCGACAGAGCGGACCGUUGCUAAAGCUUUGUUGACAAUGAACUCAGCUUCUAAAUUUGAACCGGAGAUACCAGAGAACGGGGAAAGUUCUAGUGGGCAAAAUGAAGAAAUGAAAAAGAGGUUGACUAGAAAACGGCAUGCGGAGUUCCGUAAGGUUACUCUAGAAAUGAGAGAUCGGCAGAGGCUGGUAGAGGAGAAGCUUGAUAGGCUAAUUUAUAUAGUGGAGGAAUCUAAUAACAUACAGAAAGAGAGGAACCGACUAUUUGAACAGUUUUUGGAGAGACUUAACCAAACACAAUGAAUGUUUAUGUAACAAUAUUAUGUGCAUAAUAUCAGUUUGUUAUACCUAUUAUUUUAAUGUCCAUCAAACAAAUCAAAACAUAGAUCCGCUGAAAUUUCAUACCUACACUAUGUAGACUAAAACAAAAUUUGACAGAGUAGGUAUAUAACUAUGACCGCUUUUUUGUCACUUAAGACAAAAGUGGAGGACCCGCGCGAAAUGGCCCAUUUUCCUCUCUGGAUUAUUGAAAAUAUUUUGAUACAAUUUGUUGUAUAUCAAGCACAGCUAAUCCCCUACGUUUAAUUUUUCUAAUUUUUAAUUAUUAUUGGAAUUAUUAUUUAUUUGAAUUUGGGAGAAAUUCAAAUUUGUAUGAAAUCUGUUUUACUGCUCCUAAUUUUUACAAUAAUCAAAAGUCAAACGUAGGGGCAUAGCUAUGGUUAAUAUAAAUCAAAUAACGUAAAAGAGAAACCAUAAUAGCAAUAUCCAGAGAGGAAAAUGGGGACUACGUUUGUAUGGAGAAAUGGUGUCCCUUUUCCUCUUAAUAUAACUACAGUAGAACUCGCUUAAGACGAUUCUGAGGGGACCUAGCAAAAAAGCGUCUUAAACGGGAAAUCAUAUUAAACGUGAAAAAAAAAUACUAGUAUUAUUUCUUGUAAUUUGUUUAUUUAGAAUGGAAGACAACAAAGAUUAUGAAUCAACAUUACCUACAUAAUUGUAGUAUUUUGGUGAGAUAAAUAAAUUCUGUUUAUGUUGGUAUUAAAUAACAAUAUAAUUUCAAUUUUAUUUAAAGUAAUCAUAAUCAUAUAAUCAUAAUCAUUUAUUUCUUGUUUUAGUAAUUAUUUAUUUUAGAAAGCUUUUAAUAUGGUUACUUUUUCUUGCAGUGAUUUUCUUUGCUUUUAAUUUUUGACAUUACUGAACUAACGCUAACACAAAUGAAGGUAAGAAUUACAGUACGGUACGGAAACACGAAACGAAACACGGAAUGAAAUCUAAGUUUAGUGUAGGUAGGGUACGAACCAAUUAGCCGAUAGGUUAGUCAUCGCCAGAAUCUCGUCCCCUUGCGUAAUAUUAGUACGGCAUGGUUAGUCCCAAUUUUUUUUUCCCGCCUACAUAAGUUGGUAACAUUGUACGACGAUGCAAGAUGGGUCAUAUAUAAUAAUAAUAUAAUUUUAGAUGGCGUAUUAAGCUGUAUGUCAUAUAGGUAAACAAUUAUUCUUAUGUUAGCACUAAGCUUGUAGCUUUUAAAAUCCUAGUCUAAGCAGCCUGCUUACCAUCAGGCGGGCCGUAUGCUUGAUUGCCACCGAUGUGGUAUUAAGAAAAAGGUAUUUUGACUGUGAUAUCAAAAUCAGUUAUAAAAACAGUUCUUUGUCCAGUUUUAGUUUAGCAAGGAUUUAACUUUUUGACCAUGAUAUUUUAUAUAAUACAAAAAAGUAUACGUUAUUGGAAUGCAUUUGAUUUAAGCUAGUUAUUAAUUACUUUUACGUAGUACCACUGUAUAUAUCUUGUAUGUAAAUAAAGAGUUUUUAUUGCUAAAAAAAAUUGGAAUGCAUGAAUGUUCAUUUCAAACUGUUAUUUAAUAAUUAUUGACUGACCGACAAAAACUAAAAUUAACAUUUAACAUUUUUGGGUUUUGCGAUGAUUUAACUUUUUGACCAUGAUAUUUUAUAUAAUACAAAAAAGUAUACCUUAAGUACUUGUUGGCAAUUAUUAACUGACCGUUGAAAACUAGAAUUUUAACUUUUUAAAAUUUUUGUGUUUUGCAAAUAGUAUUUUUAUAAUAAGUAGGUUAUUUUAUUAUAAAAUAGAUAUACAAACUGUGAAAAUAUACAAAAAUAAAACCCGCCAAGUGCGAGUCGGACUCGCGUUCCAAGGGUUCCGUACAUUACACAAUUUUUAACAAUGUUUAUGUGAAACGUGAGCCUUUAAAAACUAAGUAAUUAAGUCCGACUCACGCUUGACUGCACAUUUCUAAAAUGGGUUUCCUGUCAUCUAUAGGUAAAUAACUAUAUUGUUUAUUUCUUUCAAAAUUUUACACUGUAGCUUCAGAGAUAAAGAGGAAAUGGUAAUUUUUUUUGUCUAUGUUUUUAAAAAACUUCUAAACUAUUUGUUUUAAAAUUACAAAAAAUAUAUAUUUGAGAUUCUCAAAAUGAGCUCAUUAAUUUGAUAUGUAAGAUGAUAUAGUUUAGAAUACUUUAGUUUUUAAUUUUCUCAUUUACCCCCCAAAAGUGGGCCCCCAUGUUUAAAAUUCAUUUGUUUACACUUCAAUUCAUUUGGGUCACAAAUUUACAUAAUGUGUACCAAAUUUCAACUUAUUUGGUCCAGUAGUUUUGGAGAAAAUGGGCUGUGACAGACGGACAGACAGACAUAGAGACGCAUGAGUGAUCCUAUAAGGGUUCUAUUUUUUUCUUGAGGUACGGAACCCUAAAAAUAAACAAAAUAAUACUGACAAAUUUUUACCACUUCAGUAACAAUGAACUAUAAAUUAUUCCUUUAAGUUCAUUUUUGUUUGUACUUUUCAUUUCUUUGUUUAUUAAAGUUAAGAAAAAGCUAUUUUUUUAAUAUACUUAAGUUGUUUCGGGUUUUAAUAAUAAAUGUUUUUAAUAUGCAUGUGU
Molecule: messenger RNA, 3688 nt
Organism: Cydia strobilella
Lineage: Eukaryota; Metazoa; Arthropoda; Insecta; Lepidoptera; Tortricidae
Exons: 1
Coding region: 450-1097 (215 amino acids)
Source: RefSeq, a predicted model, not a curated record